AUGCUUGGUGAGCAGGUGGCAUCCCUGCACCGCACGCGCAUUGUGUCAGUCAGCGCCGGUGGCAACCACACGCUGGCCAUCUCAGAGGCUGGAGAGCUGUGGUCUUGUGGGCGCGGCCGGCAUGGACAGCUGGGACUGGGGACCUUUGAGGACCAGACACUCCUGCGCAAAGUCACCACCCUGCAGGGCAUCCGCAUAGUGUCUGCAGCAGCUGGGGAGAAGCACAGCGUGGCAUUGGGCAGCCAUGGCUGCAUGUACACAUGGGGAUGCGGCCGGCAUGGUCAGCUUGGGCUGGAGAAUGUUGCAGACUUUCGUGUCAGCUCCCUUGAUCCCAACCACCUUGACCCCUGGGACAGGAUCACUGCAGUUGCUGCGGGCCUCAACCACACAGUUGCUCUGACAGUGGCCGGCGACAUCUUCAUGUGCGGCCACAACAAGCAUGGCGCCCUUGGCUUGGGAGACACUGCCAACCGCUUCCUGCCCACAAAGGUGACCUAA
This is a messenger RNA of Coccomyxa subellipsoidea C-169, 498 nucleotides long. Its product is annotated as RCC1/BLIP-II. The transcript has 4 exons. Lineage: Eukaryota; Viridiplantae; Chlorophyta; Trebouxiophyceae; Coccomyxaceae. The coding region runs from base 1 to 498 and encodes 165 amino acids. The record is from RefSeq and is a predicted model, not a curated record.